Molecule: messenger RNA, 3588 nt
Organism: Pomacea canaliculata
Lineage: Eukaryota; Metazoa; Mollusca; Gastropoda; Architaenioglossa; Ampullariidae
Exons: 11
Coding region: 421-2340 (639 amino acids)
Source: RefSeq, a predicted model, not a curated record
GUCAUCAGACUUGCUUAAUAUUUUAGAUAUUCAGUGUUAAAUAAUGUGUAUAGCCAUCUAAAGUUGAGAACACAAAAAGAAUACAUUCAACAACAAAAAAAAAAAGAAUAAAAAAAUAGGCUCUAAGCCAGUAUUAAUCCGCGUGGGUACAUUCAAACUGUUAACGAAGAGGCUUUGCUAAGUGAAGGAACGCGAGACGGUGACUGUGUCCAAGUCUGUGUCACGUGUCCCAGUGUACUGUGUCCUGAUUAACCUUCUUUAUCUAUUUACAUAUAUCUCGCACAUGCGUACAGUUACAAAAUCAUGACGACUCGACUGAUGUAUUAAGAGAUCAGGGAAAAGCUUCAAUAAUGCAUCCUGCUUGUGAGCUCAGUUCUAUUCAUCAGAAUCUUGUUGAAGUGGACAGUUGUCCAGGGAGAGAUGAGGAUGGCAGAUCCCUGUCUUUGUCCCUGGCUCUGGCUUCUUCUGCUAAUGAGUUCUGCUUCCAAUGCAGAUCUCAGUACCUGUUCAUGCGCGAUGUUUGGCUCCUGUGAGUUCAGAAACGUUUCACGGUCCAGUCUCCUUAAUCAACAAAAUGUAGCAUUUGGAAAGACAGCAACAAUGAGUUCCUACUAUGUGAACACACGAACUAAGCAGGUCUCUGGUCCCGCCUGUCUCGCUGUCAAUGGCAACACAAACACCAACUUCAGGACUCUUAACAAGUUUCCAGACAGCCCCAACUGUAUUCACACUGGGAACAACGACCGGAACCCCAACUGGGAGGUCAACCUGGGUCAACGUUAUGCUAUUGUUAGCAUUACCAUCUACUGGAACAAUGCAUAUCUUGAACGCAGUAAAGGAGUCAAGGUGACAGUUGAUGGACAACUUUGUCAUGUCUUCCAGAACACAGCUUCUAACCCAUCAUCAUUUUCUUGUCGUACACCUCUGACUGGACAGACAGUCAGACUGUCAAAAACCGACUACACGUCAGAUUAUUAUCUCACUGUUUGCGAAGUUGAAGUGUGGGGUCUAAGCUGUGCAUGCUCUGCUUAUGGUGUUUGCGACUUCAGCAACCAAGAUCUCAAAUCCAUUUCCCCACGAAAAGUAAAUGUAGCACUGGGCAAGCCGGCAAAAAUGAGUUCUAUGUACACCGAUGAACCCCAUAACGAGGUCUCAGGUCCCGCUUGUCUCGCUGUCAAUGGCAACAGAAACACCGCCUUCAGACCUAUUAACCAAUUCCCAGACAGUCCCAACUGUAUACACACUGAGGCAGUUGACCGUGAACCUUACUGGGAGGUCGACCUGGGUCAGCCAUACACCAUUGCCAGCAUCGCCAUCUACUGGAGAGAUUCACAGCCUCAACGCAGUGAUGGAGUGAAGGUGAGCGUGGAUGGACAGUUUUGUCACAGAUUUCAACGUCCGGUUGCUAACCCCUCAAGAAUUACCUGUGGUACCCCGCUGACUGGGCAAACCUUUAGACUGUCCAAAGCCGAUCACGUGACGACAGGGGACUACUUUCUAACUGUUUGUGAAGUGGAAGUAAUAGUUUGUGGGCCUGGUUAUUUUGGAACUGACUGUGAGAGGGUCUGCCCACAAGUAUGCGAGAAAAACCAGACCUGCAGUCCUGUCGAUGGAACCUGCCCUCAGGCCAGAAAAUCUUUGCCUUCGACUGUUGAUAUCACAAGUUUGGCACCUUUGACACCUGACAUCCCAAGUUCGGCACCUUUGACUCAUGACGUCACAAGUUCGGCACCGUUGACUCGUGACGUCACAAGUUCGGCACCGUUGACUCAUGACGUCACAAGUUCGGCACCUUUGACUCAUGACGUUACAAGUUCGGCACCUUUGACUCAUGACGUCACAAGUUCAGCACCUUUGACUCAUGAUGUUACAAGUUCGGCACCUUUGACACAAGACGUCACAAGUUCGGCACCUUUGACACAUGACGUCACAAGAAUGGCUCUUAUAAUCGCAGGAUCUUUCUUGUGCGGCUGUGUUGUGACUGUAAUCUGUGCAGCUCUUGUUCUGUGGUUGAGGAGGGUUAAAGGUCGCCAGCGUGGAUGUGACUCAAGAUCACAAGGUGGUGACGUCAUCAUGACAAAGAUCAGGGAGAAUACCCGGGUUUCACCACCUGACGCUGCUGAAUGUUCAGGUUUUGCUCAGAGUGCAGCAGGAACUGGACAAGGCCCUGAUGAUGACAAAUCUGCAGACUACAUCAACGUCAGCAUGAGUCAGAGCCUGGAGGACGUCCUCCCAAAAAAGAAAGCAAAUGCUUACAAACCUUUUCCCACGCGCCGACACGUUGCCACCAUCCCCGAUUCGAGCUCGUCUGACAAUGAAGAAUACGAAGAGAUGAUGUAACCUGUUCAACUGAUUUUCUACAUCAGAAAUUUUGAAUCGGGUUGAUACCGGGGUAUCUUAAGGUAAAACCUUAAAUGACAAACGUGGAAAAAUGUUUCACAUGCAGUGAAAAAUAUGUACAUGUACGAAAAGAAGUCUAAACCAUGGAUCGUAGGGCAUCAGUAAAAUAAAUUAAUCUGUUUUACCAUCAGCCGAUAGUAACUCCGCCUUAAGGGUCGACACACAAACAUGGCUUCUUGUCUUGUAAGUCUCUUCACAGCCAUGCAAUUAGCAAUUAUUUUUACUAGUCAACGUCGACCUCUCCCUGUCAAAAAAAAAAACUUCCACAGAUAUGAAUAUAGGCAUCACACACAGUGGCAGGAUCGACCCCAAGCACAUCAAAUCCGGUGACAGAAGAAGACAUCAGGCGAGACAAAAAAAAAGAGGUCAAUGACCCCAAGUCAUUACCUGCCUGGAAGCUGCACAAUCCUUGUUUCACCAACUCUAGAUGCAUCUUUUCUCCAUAGUUAUCUUGUUACAGACUUACAGUCAAUGAACGUGUUGCUGCUAGACACUUGGUUUGUUGUUUCUCCAACGUCAAGCGGUUUGCUUGAAAUCGCAAGAUGAUUGGUCAUGACGUCACUAUCGCAAUCCACAUUCCCUAGCAAUCCUCACGUCUAUACAGUUCAUCUCAGAUUGUCGUAUUCAAGCUUCGAUUACUUCAAUCUGAACGUCCUCAUUGAUUAAAGUAACAUAUAAAGUAUAUGCGUGUCUAUUUUAUGUUCUACACUAAAAUAUAUUCAUUUAAAUGUAAACAGUUUUUUUAAAAUGACCUUUAAACAGUUUCUUUGGUUAUACCUACGUCAAUGAACGUGAUAAAAUUCUGCAUAAAAAUAUUGCCACUGAUAACAUCUCAGACUUUGUAUUCACCAAAUUUUUUUAUACUAUUUUAUACUAUUUUUUUAUACUAUUUGUGUUUUUCAAAACUUUGGCAAAAUCAGUUGAUGUUUAACUUUAUGUCUACAAAAUGUGACAAAGUCUGUAAAUGUGUUUGGUUUUGCCUGUAUAAGCCGUGCGCCUCAGAUCAACCUUCUGUCCAUACGACCGUUUUAAAAUUAAAGAAAUAAAAAGAACUUGACAAUUAGUUACAAACAAGUGUAUUGAAUGUUGCUAGAACGAAAAACUUUACAUUAAAGCACGAAUAAACAUGCGCGCACUAAAACACACACACACACACACUUUUCAUUUCUCAUUCAUUUAUAACGAUCG